This is a messenger RNA of Calypte anna (Anna's hummingbird), 2784 nucleotides long. RefSeq names its product glucose-6-phosphate isomerase (gene GPI). The record is from RefSeq and is a predicted model, not a curated record. Bases 219 to 1880 code for a protein of 553 amino acids. Gene Ontology annotation, cellular component: cytosol. Lineage: Eukaryota; Metazoa; Chordata; Aves; Apodiformes; Trochilidae. Gene Ontology annotation, biological process: glucose 6-phosphate metabolic process; gluconeogenesis; glycolytic process. The transcript has 18 exons. Gene Ontology annotation, molecular function: carbohydrate derivative binding; monosaccharide binding; glucose-6-phosphate isomerase activity.
AAAGAUGGGGGCUGGGCGCUCGUCCCGCCCCACUGGCAGAGCACUGAGGGAAUCCCAGUGCCCGGAGGGGCGGCCUGCAAAGGGGAGGGGGGCCGGGGCGGGGCCGACGGCAGGAGGCCGAGCUCGUUGCUAUAAAAGCGGAGGCGGGGGCGUAGCUCUCGCCGUGCCCGUUUCCGUGCGACAGCUCGCGUACGCCUCAGCUCUCCUUGGCCGCUAACAUGGCGCUCUCCGGCGACCCCCAUUUCAAGAAGCUCGUGGAGUGGCACAAGGCGAACUCCUCCAAGCUCGUCCUGCGGAAGCUGUUCGAGGCCGAUAAGGAUCGCUUCCAGAAGUUCAGCUUGAAUCUAAAUACUGACCAUGGUGAUAUCUUACUGGAUUAUUCAAAGAACCUUGUUACAGAAGAAGUGAUGAAAAUGCUUCUGGAACUGGCAAAGUCAAGGGGUGUGGAAAGUGCCAGAGAAAGCAUGUUCAGUGGAGAGAAGAUCAACUUCACUGAGAACCGAGCUGUGCUUCAUAUUGCUCUAAGAAAUCGGUCCAAUACGCCAAUACUUGUAGAUGGGAAGGAUGUUGUUCCAGAAGUAAACAAAGUGUUGGACAAAAUGAAAAACUUCUGUCAGAGGGUCCGUGGUGGUGAAUGGAAAGGCUACACUGGAAAGGCAAUCACUGAUGUGGUCAAUAUUGGCAUUGGUGGCUCUGACUUGGGCCCUCUCAUGGUAACUGAAGCACUGAAACCGUAUUCCAAGGGAGGCCCCCGUGUUUGGUUUGUAUCCAACAUUGAUGGUACACAUAUAGCCAAAACCCUGGCUGAGCUUAAGCCAGACUCUACACUCUUCAUCAUAGCAUCAAAGACUUUCACCACCCAAGAAACGAUCACCAAUGCAGAAACGGCUAAGGAGUGGUUCCUGAAUGCUGCUAAGGAUCCUUCAGCUGUGGCCAAGCAUUUUGUUGCCUUGUCUACCAAUGGUCCUAAAGUUAAAGACUUUGGAAUUGACACAGAGAACAUGUUUGAGUUUUGGGAUUGGGUUGGUGGCCGCUACUCUCUCUGGUCUGCCAUUGGUCUCUCCAUUGCUCUCCAUAUUGGUUUUGACAACUUUGAGAACUUGCUUGCAGGAGCCCACUGGAUGGAUAAUCACUUUCGCACUGCCCCACUGGAGAAGAACAUGCCUGUUCUGUUGGCCAUGCUAGGGGUCUGGUAUAUAAACUGCUAUGGCUGUGAAACCCAUGCCCUUCUGCCCUAUGACCAGUACAUGCAUCGCUUUGCUGCCUACUUCCAGCAGGGUGAUAUGGAAUCUAAUGGCAAAUACAUUACCAAGAAAGGCUCUCGUGUGGACUACAAUACUGGCCCUAUUGUCUGGGGAGAGCCUGGCACCAAUGGGCAGCAUGCUUUUUACCAGCUCAUUCAUCAAGGAACUCGCAUGAUUCCCUGUGACUUUCUGAUCCCAGUCCAGACCCAGCAUCCUAUCAGAAAUGGCUUGCAUCACAAGAUCCUUCUGGCCAACUUCCUUGCUCAAACCGAGGCCUUGAUGAAAGGGAAAACUGCUGAUGAAGCUCGUAAGGAACUUCAAGCAGCAGGACUGAGUGGGGAUGCCCUGGAGAAGCUUCUUCCCCAUAAGGUCUUUGAGGGAAAUCGACCAACCAAUUCCAUAAUGUUUACAAAGCUCAACCCAUUCACUCUGGGAGCAAUCAUUGCCAUGUAUGAGCACAAGAUAUUUGUUCAAGGUGUUGUCUGGGAUAUUAACAGUUAUGACCAGUGGGGAGUUGAACUUGGAAAACAACUUGCCAAGAAGAUUGAGCCUGAACUGGAGUCAGAUGCUCCAGUGACUUCUCAUGAUAGCUCAACAAAUGGGCUCAUCAGUUUCAUCAAAAAACACAGAGCCUGAAAUGAAAGAUUUGGAGAACAUCGACAAUCUAACCACCAAAUACCCAAAUCUGUUGUAGUUGUGCUUUUUUAGCCACUUCUAACAAAAAUAGCACUUUACAGAUGUAGCUUUUUCACUUGUUGCAGUUAAUCUUGUUGCGUCAAGUGUUACAAAUGAAAAUAGUUUUGUGAAACCCAGAGAUUGUGUAUAGUUGCUUUCCAUUUUUGUGGCUGUUAAUCUGUAAAGUGCAGUUGGUAUGUUCCUUGGUUCUUAUCCCUCAAUUUCCUUAAAGAUGAUCACAUACUGAUAUUAGAAAAUAAAGGGUAUGAUGGAUGAGUAAAAUGUAAUACAUUGCUGAAGUGCAGGCUUGCCUUGCUGACUGUGAGGUCCUCUGAAGCCAAGCAAAACUUGUGUCUCAGACUGGUUUUGUUGUAAACUAGAAUGUGUUCAAAGAAACAAAUCUACAGCUGCAGGUUGUUCAGAUUGCAUGGUUUGAUGCAUUUGGGCAAGAUAGACAUUCUUCUUAAUGCUGCUGUGAAAAGGGAAUUUUACUGAUAUUUGGUAAAAGAUCUUGGAUUUCUGCAUAAGCUAUGGAAACCCUGUGUGCACAGCUAUGAAGAUUCCUGGAGUGACAGUGAUAUCUGAAUUUUCCAAACAGUUUAAGAGCUUGCAGAGCAGAAACUUACGAUCACUUGCUAAACAAAAUGUAUUUUUGGUGUCCUCCAGAGGCAGAUUCUCUCACUUCUAUUAAAUUGUCACCACUGUUCUAACAGAAACAGGUGAAUAGAGGAUGGCUGAACUAUUUGUAAAGAACUUGCUUAUCUGCUUUCAUUUUCUACCACUGACCUUUUCUGCUAGUGGACUAGCAUGCUAUGGCUAUUGUUCUGUAACACCUUUAAUAAAGGUAAGACACAAGCAUUGAAAA